CGUGGGGCUUCACGCUCGCCGUCUUUAAGUGGACAGCGCGCAUGCGCCUACUUCCUCUUUCCCGGCUGGAACCAUGGAGGGUGCAGAAGAGAAGAAAAAGAAGGUUCCUGCUGUGCCAGAAACCCUUAAGAAAAAGCGGAAGAAUUUCGCAGAGCUUAAGAUCAAGCGACUGAGAAAGAAGUUUGCCCAAAAGAUGCUUCGAAAGGCAAGGAGGAAGCUUAUCUAUGAAAAAGCUAAGCAUUACCACAAGGAAUACAGGCAGAUGUACAGAACUGAAAUUCGAAUGGCUAGGAUGGCACGAAAAGCCGGUAACUUCUAUGUACCCGCGGAACCCAAAUUGGCAUUUGUCAUCAGGAUCAGAGGUAUCAACGGUGUGAGCCCAAAGGUUCGAAAGGUGCUGCAGCUCCUUCGCCUCCGGCAGAUAUUCAACGGCACCUUUGUGAAGCUCAACAAGGCAUCAAUUAACAUGCUGAGAAUUGUGGAGCCAUACAUUGCAUGGGGGUACCCAAAUCUGAAGUCUGUAAAUGAAUUGAUUUACAAGCGUGGUUAUGGCAAAAUCAACAAAAAGCGAAUUGCCCUGACAGACAACGCAUUGAUUGCUCGAUCUCUUGGGAAAUAUGGAAUCAUCUGCAUGGAGGAUCUGAUUCAUGAGAUCUAUACCGUUGGAAAACGUUUCAAAGAAGCAAACAACUUCCUGUGGCCCUUUAAAUUGUCUUCUCCACGAGGUGGAAUGAAGAAAAAGACCACCCAUUUUGUAGAAGGUGGAGAUGCUGGCAACAGGGAAGACCAGAUCAACAGGCUUAUUAGAAGGAUGAACUAAGGUAUCUACCAGGAUUAUUAUUGUAAUCUGGUUAAUAAACAAUUGAAACAAAUUGAAA
Bubalus bubalis (water buffalo) is the source of this 878-nucleotide messenger RNA. It is a transcript of the gene RPL7, whose product is annotated as ribosomal protein L7. The record is from RefSeq and is a predicted model, not a curated record. Gene Ontology annotation, cellular component: cytosolic large ribosomal subunit. Gene Ontology annotation, biological process: maturation of LSU-rRNA from tricistronic rRNA transcript (SSU-rRNA, 5.8S rRNA, LSU-rRNA). The transcript is spliced from 7 exons. Gene Ontology annotation, molecular function: structural constituent of ribosome; RNA binding. NCBI's taxonomy places the organism in Eukaryota, Metazoa, Chordata, Mammalia, Artiodactyla, Bovidae. The coding region runs from base 74 to 820 and encodes 248 amino acids.